Messenger RNA from Paecilomyces variotii, 2931 nucleotides. Its product is annotated as choline kinase. Gene Ontology annotation, biological process: phosphatidylcholine biosynthetic process; phosphatidylethanolamine biosynthetic process. The transcript has 5 exons. Gene Ontology annotation, molecular function: ethanolamine kinase activity; choline kinase activity. Lineage: Eukaryota; Fungi; Ascomycota; Eurotiomycetes; Eurotiales; Thermoascaceae. The coding region runs from base 482 to 2761 and encodes 759 amino acids. Gene Ontology annotation, cellular component: cytoplasm. The record is from RefSeq and is a predicted model, not a curated record.
AAAGUAUUACUUACAGUAGUCAUUUGAUGCAGUAUCGCCACACACAGAUCGCGAAGACGGGGAAGGAUCUUAGCGGCGGCAGGGGGCGGUUAUCGCACUCUAAACCGAUUAAAGAGGAGUUUUAUCUGCUGGAGAACUUAGCAGAAAAAUAAUAAUAAUACCCCAUACUCUCCCCUCUUUGCGUCUCCUAUGAGUCCUAUCAGUCGCAUCGUUAGCGGGGAUUCCGUCGAAGCUUGACUUUUUUACGAACAGCGGAAAGUUGUCGCCCAGCACAGAACCCCACUUGCUCCCGUCAAACUAUCGCGAUUCAAUUCCCACUGCUGAAGCGGACACCCCGGCUUUUCAGCGUCAUCGGCCUCGUCGACAAAACAGGCAUUGUUGUGCGCUUCCACAGCGCGUUAGGACAUACCAUACACGCAAAGACAUACAGUCAACAUCUCCGGUGUUCUCCCCGCGACCAGACGACCGCUGAAGUGGGCAGAUGCCUGGUUCGGUCGACGAGAGAAGCCCCCAUGCGGGCAGCAGAGUAGAACCUCUGCCUGCAGCCGGAGUUUCUAACGACAGCUUGGCCCAGAGUCAGCAUUCGACGAAUGGAUCCACGCCUGUUCUCACUGCAGAAGGUUGGGGUCCAAAGCAGCAUCGGGCCAGCGUGGGAAAGAAGACGACAGCACGGCCUCCUAUGCACCACUCUUCAUCGUCUUUUUCGCAGUUUUCCUCUGCUAUCCUCGAUGAAGAGCAACUGGGGAAGCUAGCGACUGACGAGGAUCCCCAGAACUUCCUUUUUGCCCAAGUGUUUGACUGGCUGCAACAAGAGCAGUCCAAACGCAAGGCCCGCAAGGCGAAGAGCGCUUCGGCGCCCGCACCGGACCAGGGUCCAGCAGCCGAUAUAGAUAAACCUGCUCAGCGUGGCAGAAGUGACUCUCAGGGUUCUGAGGGCGCCUUUUCGCUGGGGAAGCUCGAAGAGAUUCUGUUUCAGUAUGCUUCUACGCGGCGAGAGGGGCUUCCGCUGGCAAGCGUCGCACGAAAGAGAUCGCGUCGACGUCUCAAAGGGCUGCGACGAGGAUCCAUUUCUGAGUCUGAUAAUGCGGAUGUCGAUUCUGUUGUUCCAAGUGUUGAUGCAACGUUGGAUAAUUCCAAGACACUUGCUUAUAGCGGCGGUGCUGGAGAAGACGAAGCUGAUGAGACGAGCUCCAACAGUAGACGGGGGAAAGAGCAUUGGCUAACUUUCAAAUCGGAAAUCCUCCGUAUUGUCCACACUCUUCGUAUUAAGGGAUGGCGGAGAGUGCCCUUGGAGAAGAGUGCAGAAAUUGAAGUGACUCGUCUCAGUGGUGCACUCACCAAUGCAGUCUAUGUCGUUGCACCUCCUAAGGGAUUUUCCUCGAAGAGCGCGGGUGCCUCCCCCGUCCUUGUGCCCAGGAGACCCCCACCGAAACUUCUUCUCCGUAUAUACGGACCCCAAGUGGAACAUCUGAUUGACAGAGAAAACGAGCUGCAGAUCCUUCGUCGGCUUGGAAAGAAGCAUAUCGGGCCUCGCGUCCUGGGCACCUUCAACAAUGGCCGAUUUGAGGAAUUCUUCCAUGCUCGUACACUGACGCCUGUGGAUCUGCGCAUCCCCGAGACUUCUAAGCAAAUCGCAAAGCGAAUGCGAGAGCUGCAUGAGGGAAUUGAACUGCUCGAAGAAGAACGGGAAGGCGGUCCCUCUGUUUUCAACAACUGGGAUAAAUGGGUCGACCGCUGUGAGCAGGUGAUUUCCUGGCUAGACAAGGAAAUUCUGUCCCCAGAGAAUGAACGGAAAGCGCAGUAUGAACCGUGGCGGCGGAGGGGCUUCGUCUGUUGGGUCCCAUGGCCUGUAUUCAGGAAAGCAGUCGAGAACUACCGCGAAUGGCUGGUCGCAAGCUGUGGAGGAUCGCAGGGGGUUGCGCAGCAGCUCGUCUUUGCACACAACGAUGCUCAAUACGGAAACCUCCUCAGGCUUGAGCCCAGUGGAGAGUCCCCUCUCAUGCUUCCAGCCAACGAACACAAACAACUUGUGGUCAUUGAUUUCGAAUAUGCAUCGGCAAACACUCCCGCUCAGGAGUUUGCUAAUCACUUUACGGAAUGGUGCUAUAAUUACCACGACCCAGAGAAGCCCUGGGCUUGCAACACACGAGCAUAUCCAACGCCAGAAGAGCAGCACCGCUUCAUCCGCGCCUACGUCGACCACCGUCCUCAAGUGAGCGAACGCUCAGCCACCUCGCCAUAUGCCACACCCUACUUGAAUCCCAUGUCCGUCACUACCCCGCGCUUGGCGCCCUUCUCACUUGACAACGACGUACUCUCAUCCAGCCCUGGCGCCCGCGCUCUUGGCCUAACUGAAGCCGAACGUCUCGACCAAGAAUCCAUGGAGAUCGAAGUCCAGAACCUCAUGCGCGACACAAGACUCUGGCGUGUCGCUAACUCCGCCAUGUGGGUAGCGUGGGGUAUCGUCCAGGCAAAAGUCCCCGGAAUGGAAGAAGCCCUCGCCGCAGUAUCGACACCACAAGACCAAAACGGCAACGGAGCCGACAACAAUGCGGCUGCAUCAAUCGCUGAAGCACAAAAGCCCGGUAAUCCGCCUGUUGACCCCGAAAUUGACGAGUCGGAUGCAUUUGACUACCUCGCCUACUCUCAAGACCGCGCACUCUUCUUCUGGGCAGAUGUUCUGGCUUUGGGCGUCGUUAAGGAAGAAGAAUUGCCCGUGGAGCUGGUCGAGCGUGCAAAGUCUCUUAUGAUCCAUUAUUAGAAAUGAGAUAUGUCUACAGGAUCAUGCAUAUUUGCUGGUCAGGAUAGCUUUUACGUUGUGUAUAUAUCCGUUGUAUGUAUGUACAUAGACUUCGAAGAUAUUUCUUUUGUAUAUACAUUUUGCAACGAGAUACUUGGUCCUCAUAGUAUCCCAGUUGAAGUAGGAACUGU